AUGGCAUCUGUUUAUCAAAUUGAAUGGUCACCUUUUAUACCCGAAGUAUUCCUCUCGUGUUCUGCGGAUAUGACAAUGAAAUUGUGGCAUACGGAUCAUAGACAACCUCUAAUUACUAUUCAAACAAAUAUGACGACAAUAUCUUCAAUAUCUUGGUCACCACAUAAUUCUUUGAUAUUUGCUGCAGCUAACGAAGGUCUACUUGAAAUAUGGAAUCUGGACCAUUCAACUGUUGAUCCUUAUGUUGCGGAAACAGUAUCAGUUGAUACAAACAUGACCAGUGUUAUCUUCUCUGAAACGAGUCAAAGUGUUCUAAUAGGCGAUGAUCAAGGCACAGUGCAUGUAUACCAUUUGUCUAAUCCCCCAGACUCACCAGUCAAAGUGUCAGAACAGGUAUUUCAACUCAACCAAUUUCUCAACACCUGUUUUAGUAACCUCCAGUGAUAUAAUGAAAAUAUUACGAAGACUUUUUUCUCGUUAAAAUGUUAACUGAUCCAUUUUGAAAUUAUUUCGAUAAACUGCAUGCCGGUAAGCCUGGUGACAGUUUAUUCAGUGAUGAAAAUAAAUGUAUUAGAC
Molecule: messenger RNA, 576 nt
Organism: Heterobilharzia americana
Lineage: Eukaryota; Metazoa; Platyhelminthes; Trematoda; Strigeidida; Schistosomatidae
Source: the annotation of a GenBank genome assembly